AUGCGAGCCGUUAAAGAUGCAAGUUUCAUGAGAACAACCAGCUACCGCAAACUCUGUUCGCAGCAACCGUUGCCCCAGGAACCAAUAUCUUAUUCUUACAGUUCACCGUCACUCAGCCAUCGUCAUUUACUGUGA
Trichoderma gamsii is the source of this 135-nucleotide messenger RNA. RefSeq lists its product as hypothetical. The transcript is spliced from 2 exons. The record is from RefSeq and is a predicted model, not a curated record. NCBI's taxonomy places the organism in Eukaryota, Fungi, Ascomycota, Sordariomycetes, Hypocreales, Hypocreaceae. Bases 1 to 135 code for a protein of 44 amino acids.